CUGAAACAAUCGGAAAAGCUCUUUCUCCACUGAGGGGAAGAAGCCGUCUGGGAAAAUCUUUCUGCGUAAGGGAAAUUUAACAGUUUCGAACAUUCCCUCCUCCAAAACACCAAUCUUGAAGGGAAGAAAUGUCUCACGUACUGUUCCAAACAACCCCACUUCCCAAAACCUUGUCUCCAAAGCCCUCUCUGCCGCCGCCAGUGGUCCAUGCGACUGUGGGGAAGUUGUGGAGGAAAUUGUCGCUGAGGUGCUCCUCUCCCGCCUUGAUCGACGGUGGGGAUAAUGCCCGCGCUGUCCUUGAGCGCUGCUUGUCGAUGCCAUCGGCUCCGGUGGAGCCCGUUCUGUCUUCUCAUGUUUCUGGGUUGGCGGGCGGCCCGGUGAUGAAGGGACCAUAUGGUGCUUUCGGUGCAACCACUUUAGAGAAAGGGAAGCUAGAGAUUUCAAAAGAACAAAAGCAGGAGUCUUCUCCUCAGCUUGCUACUGGAGGAGGUGGUGGAGAUAUUGGAAAGAAAAUCAAUCAUGGUGGCGGGGAUGGUGGUGAUGAUGAUGGCGAUGAUGAUGAUUACUUUGAUGACUUUGAUGAUGAAGAUGAGGGAGAUGAGGGUGGGUUAUUUAGAAGACGGAAAUUUCUUCAAGAGCUUUUUGAUCGAAAAUUUGUGGAUGCGGUAUUGAAUGAGUGGCACAGGACAAUGAUGGAUUUACCUGCUGGCUUCCGACAAGCUUAUGAGAUGGGGCUAGUCAGUUCAGCGCAAAUGGUAAAAUUCCUAGCAAUGAAUGCUAGACCAACCACUAGUAGAUUUAUUUCUCGAGCACUUCCUCAAGGAGUGUCUAGGGCAUUUAUUGGCAGGAUGCUUGCAGAUCCUGCAUUUUUAUAUAGGCUUCUUUUAGAGGAGGUUGCUACCGUUGGCUCCUGUGUUUGGUGGGAGAUCAAGAAUCGAAAGGAUAGGUUAAAGCAAGAAUGGGAUCUAGCACUUAUUAAUGUACUCACAGUAGCAGCAUGCAAUGCUGUUGUUGUUUGGUCACUUGCUUCUUGUCGUUCAUAUGGUAAUACAUUCCGGUUUGACUUGCAAAACACAUUGCAGAAGCUUCCAAACAAUAUAUUUGAACGCAGUUACCCACUUAGAGAAUUUGAUUUGCAAAAGAGAAUUCAUUCUCUUUUUUACAAGGCUGCGGAGUUGUGUAUUGUUGGAUUAACUGCAGGAGCAGUACAAGGUUCUUUGUCAAAUCUUUUGGCCAGCAGAAAGAAGGAAAGGUUAUCUGUCACAGUUCCAACUGUGAGUUCAAAUGCGCUUGGUUAUGGUGCUUUCCUUGGACUCUAUGCAAAUAUGAGAUAUCAACUCUUAUGUGGGUUCGACCAAGCUAUGAUAAAUCAUUUUGAUGUCAUUGGAGUGGGACUGUUCUUCAGCACAGCUUUGAGGAUUUUGAAUGUCCAAUUAGGAGAGAGAUCAAGGUUGGCUUGGCUAGGGAUUGAAGCAGAUCCACUUGCUCAAUCAGAUAACCUCUUGAAUGCUUACAACAGGCAUUCCGAGGGCGUGACUAGGUCAUCUUCAAAAUGGUUUAUAUCCAAAAAUGCUAUUGUUUCUGGUCUUGGACUCCUCGGUAUCAGACAGAACGUAGAGUCUGCAGAUGGUGAAACCAGUGCUCCCAAGCCCCGAAGAAAGAGGAUUGUCCGAAAGAAGGUGUCUGCAAGCUCAUCAUAGUUUAACAACUUUAGUCAAACAUAAUCACCAUUGCCAUCCAAUUUUGCUGCCUGAGGGAGACACUUCAAUGAAGAAAGACUGCUUCGAGUUGGAGGUACAGAUGAUGUGCAAUAUAUGUUUAUUGCAGAUCUUGCAAGAUGAACACCAAAUGGUUAGGCAGAGGAUUGUUUUGAGGGAGAGUUCUUGAAUUCUUUUAGGUCCCUUUUUUUAUGUUAAAUAUUUGACAUGUUCAAUGGAGUUGUAUACCCUGAAAUUUGAGCCUUAAUUAAUUUGUUCUCAUCGCUAAUAAUUUUGAAAUUUUGAGAUGGAUUAUAUUUUGCCAACAGGGAGAAUAAAACGUUCUGAUCAAU
Messenger RNA from Rubroshorea leprosula, 2050 nucleotides. Lineage: Eukaryota; Viridiplantae; Streptophyta; Magnoliopsida; Malvales; Dipterocarpaceae. The record is from the annotation of a GenBank genome assembly.